AACCUUCAAUUUCGGUUUACUUUUACUUGUCUAUGCUUUUAAUAACUUGUAUGCGGUUUUAUAAUGUAUUUCUACCUCAUAUUGUAAGCUUUAAAAUAUCUGGAAUUGUUCAACGGAGACUGGUUUUUCUGCACAAUAUCCCAAAAUGAUGCGAUAUGAGAAUGAAAAUGAAACCCUCAAAGAUAAAAGUGCCUGUGCUGGCGUGCGUGCAGAUUUAAAAAUGUGUCUCCUUGAAAGCGAUUGUUGCCGAUCCAGACAGAAAACGCCACGAGAAUGUCUAAACCUCAAUGAUGGGACAGUACCAUCUGAGUGCUAUGUCCUUCGAAAUACCUUCUUUGAAUGCAAAAGAUCAAUGUUGGACGCAAGGCAACGGUUUAGGGGUAGAAAGGGUUAUUAACAGCUGGUACUGUUGAAGUAUAGUCACAUGUUUUUUUGUAAGCGAGUAGUUGGCUAGUGUGUAAUAAAUAAUAAUAAAUUAAUUACUUACUUA
This is a messenger RNA of Dendroctonus ponderosae (mountain pine beetle), 490 nucleotides long. RefSeq names its product cytochrome c oxidase assembly factor 5. The record is from RefSeq and is a predicted model, not a curated record. Gene Ontology annotation, biological process: mitochondrial respiratory chain complex IV assembly. Gene Ontology annotation, cellular component: mitochondrion. The transcript has 4 exons. Bases 146 to 397 code for a protein of 83 amino acids. Lineage: Eukaryota; Metazoa; Arthropoda; Insecta; Coleoptera; Curculionidae.